UCAGCGAGAGGGGCGUGACGAGUGGGCGGGGCUGCUCAUCGGCCGCCGGGGUCCCAGCGCCCGCCCGCUCCCGCCGCCGGUAUCACCGGGGACGCUGCGUUCAAACGGCGGCUGCCUUUGAGUCUCAGCGGGUGCGUGGGAAUAACCGCCCACGGGGGAUCCCCGGUUCCAGGGGAGAACGCAAGGCCGAAAGUGCACGGCCCCAAGCCCCCGCCGCCCGGCGCAGGCGCACUCCGCCGCCCAGCGCUGUCAUGGCGGAGAAGGUGCAGAAGAGCGUGAAGAUCGCCCCGGGGGCCGUGGUGUGCGUGGAGAGCGAGAUCCGCGGGGACGUGACCAUCGGGCCCAGGACGGUGAUCCACCCCAAGGCCAGGAUCAUCGCCGAAGCGGGACCCAUCGUCAUCGGGGAAGGCAACCUGAUCGAAGAACAGGCGCUCAUCAUAAACGGGUAUCCAGAAAAUAUUACACCAGAAACUGAAGAGGUGGAGCCCAAACCCAUGGUCAUUGGCACCAACAAUGUUUUUGAAGUUGGGUGUUAUUCCCAAGCAAUGAAGGUGGGAGAUAACAACGUCAUCGAAUCCAAAGCGUUUGUCGGCAGGAACGUGAUCCUGACGAGCGGCUGCAUCAUCGGGGCCUGCUGUAACGUCAACACCUACGAGGUGAUCCCCGAAAACACCGUCAUCUACGGGGCCGACUGCCUCCGCCGCGUCCAGACCGAGCGGCCGCAGCCCCAGACGCUGCAGUUGGAUUUCCUGAUGAAGAUCUUGCCGAACUACCAUCACCUAAAGAAGACCAUGAAGGCCACGUCCACUCCUGUCAAGAGCUGAGCUCCUUCUGCUGCCGGUGGCCGACCGGGGCUUUCAUCUGGUCCUGCGAAGCACUACAUGGCCCCGGAAAGCAGCCGGUCUCCUCGUCCCUCGUUCCACCUAUGAAAAAAAAAAAACAAAACCGUCUUGUUUAUUUGUGUCCUUUAUUUAUAUUCCGCCGAGCCUCUCGGACCAGCUUUGGAUCUGUUGCCUCUCGCGCGCUAACCCUAUUCUGCGUGCUUUGUUUGGGGAAUAAAAAUGUCACCUGCUUUUCUCUCAA
Messenger RNA from Aquila chrysaetos chrysaetos, 1083 nucleotides. It is a transcript of the gene DCTN6, whose product is annotated as dynactin subunit 6. Gene Ontology annotation, biological process: mitotic spindle organization. NCBI's taxonomy places the organism in Eukaryota, Metazoa, Chordata, Aves, Accipitriformes, Accipitridae. The transcript has 7 exons. The record is from RefSeq and is a predicted model, not a curated record. Gene Ontology annotation, molecular function: dynein complex binding. Bases 252 to 824 code for a protein of 190 amino acids. Gene Ontology annotation, cellular component: dynactin complex.